AUGGCGAGUUUUGCAGAGGCGUUUGCGAGGCACGCAGAACGCUUUGUGGCUGAAAUUGAGAAGGUGGAGAGAUGGAGAAAUGCACUUACUGAAGCUGGGAAUUUAUCAGGGUGGGAUUUGCAAAAUGUUGCAAAUGGCAUACUUAAAAGUCCUAAACAACAGCAAAGUUUCAGUUUCAGUGAAGACUCCAAAUGGGCAGAGCAAAGCUUCAAAUGGGCUGCAGCUUCGUUAUUGUCAGUGAAGACUCCACAACAUCAGGAGAAGUUUCACCCCAUGGGAUCUGCUCAGGGUUCCUAA
Messenger RNA from Ilex paraguariensis (yerba mate), 297 nucleotides. The record is from the annotation of a GenBank genome assembly. NCBI's taxonomy places the organism in Eukaryota, Viridiplantae, Streptophyta, Magnoliopsida, Aquifoliales, Aquifoliaceae.